GGAAAAGAAAAGUAAACAAAAAAGGGUUUAACGGAAAAUCCAACAACAGUUUCAAAAUUUGCUAGAUUUUCGUGGAUUUGUGGAGUUUUUUGAUCAUUAUAUCUGAGGAUUUUCAAGUGUAAAGCACAACCAGCCAAGGAAGAACGAUGAGGAAGUCCAGGAUUGAUGAUUCCUCCGGGAAAUCCCAGCAAAGACAGAGCCGCAUUCCUGGACCAAAGCGGAGCACCCUCGGGAAGGGUGAUCGUCGCUCUGUCUCCGAGGAUCGUGGUGGGUUUUCAUUGAAGAAGAAUUCCAUGGUAGUACCGCGAUUCUCCUCACGCCCGAGCAGUGCCAGUCGUGCCACCCCAAUGCGUACACCCAUGCGGACACCACUAAUGCUUGGGGGAUCAACGGAUCGGAAGAAGACCCCCCUGAAUGAUAAAAAAUGGUUCCAGGAUCAACUAACGCGCAUUUUUGACUACAUUGGAAAGAUAGAGGGAUUGGAUAGAAAUUUUGUGUCUUCCCGGAAUAUCCGUUUGAUGUCUAUCAAGGAUUUCCUUCGUAUUAUUUGCCACCUUGCCAAAUUCUGGAUGCCACGCGUAAAUCUGAGCAAUGAUUACGUCGAAGAGAUUGCUGAGAUCCUUCGGAAGAUGCGCUAUCCGUACAACUUCAACAAAUCCUGGCUUAAAACCCCAAAUGCCCCGCAUUCCCUCAAUCACAUCGUUGUGAUCAUUUCAUGGCUCCUCGAUGGUGUCCCAGAGUGCAGGCGCCCUGUUGCACGUGAAACGCUCCCCCUUGAAUGUACGGACUUCCCCACGCGAGCUUUUGCUGAAUUCUUCGAGGAAUCCGUGCAGAAUGCCUAUCAGAUGUGGAAUGAUGGUGAUGAUGAAGGUGCAGCGGCAAUUCACAGGGAGAUUACAAGUGAGUACAUAUCGGAGCGCUUUAAUAUGCCCAAUGAGGUUGCCAUGAAGAGGGAGAUUACCAAGCUUGAGCGGGAGUGUGCUGAGCUUCAACUAGAGGCGGAUGAGCUGGAGGCUAAGGAGGAUUCCGUGGAGAAACUGAAGAAACAGUUGGAUGAUAAGAAGAAGCAACACGCAAAACUUGCCGAGGAGACGAUUAAGAUGGAAAAGGAGACAGCAAUGGGGGCGCAGAAAGUUGCUGACUUGGAGAAGACUCUGAUGAAGAUGAGGGAAAUGGAGACAAACAUCCGGGAGAAGUGCGAGCAGCAACAGAAGGAGGGUUUGCCGCAAAAAUUUGAGCAACUCUUGAUGAAAUUAGGCGAAGAGAAGAUAAAGCAUCAGUCAAUGAUGGAUCUAACGAAAAGAAUUCAGGGUAGGGAAUUCAAUGAAGUUCACGUGCAGAAGGCGCGCCUAAUGAAGAAGUAUCACGAUAUAAUUAAUGAAGUUAACCUGGACCUGCAAAAACUUUCCCAACUCUUCCCAACGGAGCUCCAACUUCCGCCCAGUUUCAAUUGGAACGAUCUCACUGAUGAGGCAAAGGCAGACCUUCUGAAGAACGCCAGGGCGGUCAGUCAAAAAAUCUCCAUAGAGAUUGCAGAGAAGGAAAUGGAGAUUAUAAGGUUGAAGAAUGCCAUUGAGAUUCAGGGGGAAAUUAAGGAAAAACUCCUGAAAUCCGUGGAAAGUCUCAAAGAGGAAUAUAGCAGAGUGGAGAAGAUGCUUUUGAAAAAUGAUGCAACGGCCAAGAGCAACUUUGCCAUCAUGCAGGAAAGAAUGGAAAUGGAAGAGGGAAAAAUUGCAAAGAUUCAGGAGGAAAUUGAGGAGAAACAAGCAGAAAUUGUGCAGUUGGAAGCGAAGCAGGAAGCAAUGCUUGAAGCAUUUGAUAAGGACUCAACGCAGAAGUUGGAUGCAAAGAGGGGAAGAUUGGAGAAAUACCGGCAAACUUACAUGAGAAUAAGUGAGCGCCUUCUCCAGAGUGGCCUAUUUCCAGGGCCCCGAGAUAUCGCAAAUUCCAUCUUCAGACGCCGGCGACCUCGGCUCAUGGAGGUGCAAGGGAGGAAACUAAAGAGCUUCCAAAUGGCCAGCAAUAAGACGGAUUUGUUGGCAGUGCUGCAGCUUCUUCGGAAAUACAAUUUGAAGGGCACAGAGGAUAUCCUACGGCGGGAAGCACAGCUGACGGAUGUCCCGGAAACCGUGCCGGGAGAUUCGGAUGUGAGUAGUGUUCUUGCAGCGUACAAAAGUGAAGGUGAUCCGGAAAUCUAUGAGACAUCCUUUAUGGAGCUGAGGAAUUUUGUGGCGGAGUCUCUGGAUAUUUACAAGCAUGAAUUGGCCAUGAUACUGUACCCAGUGCUUGUGCACAUGUACCUGGAGCUUGUGUACAACAAUCACGAGGAGCAGGCGAAGCGUCUGAUGGAGAAAUUCAGUGCGGAGCAGGAAUACUACUACCAGGAAGAUCUAAAGCGCCUCUCAAUGGUCACGAAGCGCGAUCAAAUGAGUGGGAAUGACCUCACGGAUACCUUCAAGUCCAAUGAAUUCAUCAUUCGCAUCUCCAGGGAUACGCUUUCACUCCUGAAGAGGCAUUUGCAGGAGAAGAAACAAUCCGUCAUUAUGAACAUUGUCAAUGAGCACCUCUACUUUGAUCUCUACGAAGGUGUGGCACGCAAUAAGACCCAAUGCGAUGCCACAGCGGGUGCCCUGACGGGUGAGGCAAAGCGACAGGAUAAUAAGGUCAAGGUGUACUAUGGGUUACUCAAGGAGCCCGACUUCCAAUCACUCACAGCUCCACCCGAGGAGGAUGACGACAUGGAUCCCGAUGCUCCGGAUAAGCCGAAAAAGAAGAAGCCCAAGAAGGAUCCGUUGCUGUCGAAGAAAUCCAAAUCCGACCCAAAUGCCCCACCAGCUGACCGGAUGCCCCUCCCGGAGCUCCGGGACAUUGAUAAACUGGAGAAAAUUAAGGCUCUCCGCGAAGCAUCGAAGCGUGUAAAUCUCGGACCGGAUUCCCUACCCUCGGUGUGCUUCUACACGCUCCUCAAUUCCGCCCACAGUGUCACAUGUGCAGAAAUUGCUGAAGAUUCAAGCCUACUCGCUGUGGGCUUCGCAGAGUCCAUCAUCCGUGUGUGGUCACUCACACCAUCAAAAUUGCGUGAGAUGAAGCCAGCAGAACAGCUCAAAGACAUUGAUCGUGAUGCUGAUGAUGUCCUUGUGCGAAUGAUGGAUGAUAGGACUGCAGAGACUUGCCGUACAUUCCACGGACAUUCUGGGCCAGUCUACAGAUGCGCCUUCUCAUUGGAUCGUUCAAUGAUGCUCUCGUGCUCGGAGGACGCAACAAUACGUCUGUGGUCUCUGCACACCUGGACGUGUGUUGUGGUUUACAAGGGCCACCAAUUUCCUGUGUGGGACGUUCGUUUCUCCCCGCAUGGGCACUACUUUGUCACGGGAUCGUAUGAUAAGACAGCCCGCCUCUGGGCUACGGACUCCCAUCAACCGCUGAGGAUCUUCAUUGGGCAUCUUGCGGAUGUGGAUUGUGUCCAAUUUCAUCCAAAUUCCAACUAUAUCGCCACUGGAUCGAGUGAUCGCACCGUCAGGCUGUGGGAUUGUGUGUCUGGGAAUCACGUGAGACUCAUGACGGGGCACAAGGCGCCAAUCUACUCACUCGCCUUCUCCAUGUGUGGACGCUUUUUGGCCUCCGGGGCGGCUGAUCAUCGUGUUCACAUUUGGGAUUUAGCUCAUGGGCACCUCAUUGCUGCCUUCACCACACACACCAAUACAAUUCACAGCCUCUGCUUCAGCAGGGAUGGCACAAUCCUUGCAUCUGGAUCUCUCGACUGUACCCUCAAUCUCUGGGACUUUACGAAGCUCUGUGAGGACAUCAGUGGUGAGAAUGUGAAUGUAUCUCACAAUCCUGACGUUCGGGAUGGUGAACAGUACCUCCUGAGGUCUUUCCCAACAAAAUCCUCUCCCUUCCUCACGCUCCACUUUACAAGAAGAAAUCUCCUGCUUGCCGUAGGGAUGUACGAUAGUGGUUGAGAAGUCAAUGCAAAAUGAUGGGAAUAAAAGGUAAGAAAGAGAAAUCUUCAAAACUCUAUGAUUUUUUUAUUUAAAAAUGUGAAUUGAUAGAAAAGAAUAAAAUGUGCGAAUAUCGUAUAAUUUGUGGAGAACAAAAUUCCAUUAAAAAAAAUUCUAAAAGAGA
Molecule: messenger RNA, 4125 nt
Organism: Lutzomyia longipalpis
Lineage: Eukaryota; Metazoa; Arthropoda; Insecta; Diptera; Psychodidae
Gene: Taf5
Product: transcription initiation factor TFIID subunit 5
Exons: 7
Coding region: 147-3962 (1271 amino acids)
Biological process (GO): attachment of mitotic spindle microtubules to kinetochore; transcription initiation at RNA polymerase II promoter
Cellular component (GO): Ndc80 complex; transcription factor TFIID complex
Molecular function (GO): RNA polymerase II general transcription initiation factor activity; protein binding
Source: RefSeq, a predicted model, not a curated record